Molecule: messenger RNA, 1851 nt
Organism: Cicer arietinum (chickpea)
Lineage: Eukaryota; Viridiplantae; Streptophyta; Magnoliopsida; Fabales; Fabaceae
Product: protein DETOXIFICATION 49-like
Biological process (GO): xenobiotic detoxification by transmembrane export across the plasma membrane
Cellular component (GO): membrane
Molecular function (GO): antiporter activity; xenobiotic transmembrane transporter activity
Source: RefSeq, a predicted model, not a curated record
UUCACGCCUUAGCUAAUCAACCCAUUCUUUCGGCAAAACUUGCUCAUUCAUUUACAUAUUUUUUUCUCCAUAUAUCAAGUGAAAAUUCAGUUCUCUUUGUAGGCCAAAUAGUGAAAAAGCAUAAGUCAUAUAUGGUUUUGGUCGGGUCAAAAAAACACACUUGAAAUUGAAAAAAUUGCUCAAUUUUUUUUCUUUCUUCUCUACUAGCGUAACUAAGAGGUAGUGUGCAUAACCAUAUAUUUCAUAUUUGCGUAGUGGCCACACUCUUGCGAUACUCGGAAUGACGAAAUUUGAAUCAUCUACAACAGCUGCAUCGUUAGGUCAAUUCCCCGUACCUUUUAGUGAAAGGAAUGAGAGUGAACCAAAUAUAUUAGUAGAGGAGCCAAACAUGUUAACCACAUUGAUUCCAAAAUCCCCAACAUGUGAAGAAAAUACCCAUUUGUCACUUGUCCUGAAUGAAGCAAAAUACAUAUCCAAUAUAUCAUUGUCUAUGGUUUUAACAGCUCUAAUACUCUAUUCUCGCUCCAUGAUCUCAAUGCUCUUUCUUGGUCGUCUCGGCGAGCUUUCUCUCGCCGGUGGCUCACUCGCCAUUGGAUUCGCCAACAUCACUGGUUACUCUGUUCUCUCUGGCCUUGCAAUGGGGAUAGAACCUCUUUGUGGUCAAGCUUUUGGAGCCAAAAGAUUCAAACUUCUUGGUCUUGCAAUGCAAAAGAUGGUACUUCUUCUACUUUUUACUUCAUUUUUCAUUGCAUUGUUAUGGCUCAACAUGAAAAAAAUAUUGAUUUUUUGUAAUCAACAAGAGGACAUAGCCAAUGAAGCACAAUUCUACAUUUUUUAUUCUCUUCCUGAUUUAAUUAUACAAUCAUUGUUACACCCUUUGAGAAUCUACCUUCGAAGCCAAUCAAUAACAUUUCCUCUCACAUGUUGUGCAACACUCUCUAUUCUUCUUCAUGUUCCUAUCAACUACUUUCUUGUUUCUAUGCUCAAGCUUGGAAUCAAAGGUGUUGCUUUAAGCUCUGUUUGGACCAAUUUCAACUUCGUUGGUUCGUUGAUUAUCUACAUUAUGGUUUCGGGAACACACAAGAGAACAUGGAAUGGUAUUUCUUGGAGGUGUUUAAAAGGUUGGAACACACUAUUGAACCUUGCAAUUCCUAGUUGUGUUUCGGUUUGUCUUGAAUGGUGGUGGUAUGAAAUAAUGACUUUACUUUGUGGGUUAAUGAUGAAUCCACAUGCAAGUGUUGCGUCCAUGGGUGUUUUGAUACAAACAACAUCGUUGAUAUAUAUUUUUCCAUCGUCUCUAAGUUUUGGAGUGUCAACAAGAGUUGGGAAUCAGCUUGGUGCGGGGAAUUCGCACCAAGCAAAAACCGCAGCUAUUGUUGGGGUUUGUUUUAGUUUUGUUUUGGGUUUUUUUGCUUUUGUGUUUGCUUUUUGGGUGAGGAAUGUUUGGGCUAGUAUGUUCACAAAUGAUGUAGAUAUAAUUGGUUUGACAAAAAUAGUGUUGCCUAUUGUUGGGCUUUGUGAGUUUGGAAAUUGUCCACAAACUACGGUUUGUGGGGUUUUGAGGGGAAGUGCGAGGCCAAAAUUGGGAGCAAAUAUAAAUUUGUGUUGUUUUUAUGUUGUGGGAAUGCCAGUUGGUGUUUGGUUGAGUUUUUUUGGAGGAUUUGAUUUUGAAGGGUUGUGGAUUGGAAUGUUGGCAGCACAAGGAUGUUGUAUGAUGGCAAUGAUGUUUGUUUUGGUACAUACAAAUUGGGAUGGACAAGUUCUAAGAGCUAAGGAGCUUACUUCAUCUGAUCAUGGGGAAGAGGAAAUAUUACAACAAGAUGAGGAAUAAUAUUGUUCACUUGAUCUCAU